Caenorhabditis briggsae is the source of this 846-nucleotide messenger RNA. It is a transcript of the gene Cbr-col-54, whose product is annotated as Protein CBR-COL-54. The record is from RefSeq and is a predicted model, not a curated record. The transcript has 3 exons. The coding region runs from base 1 to 846 and encodes 281 amino acids. Gene Ontology annotation, molecular function: structural constituent of cuticle. Lineage: Eukaryota; Metazoa; Nematoda; Chromadorea; Rhabditida; Rhabditidae.
AUGUCGACCACAAGUACAGUACUUCUGUUCAUCACUUCUAUUUGCGGUGUUGUAAUUGUUUCCAGUCUCUUGGUGGCUGGAUCGCUAUUCUUUGAUGCUCAAUCAUUCUUGGAAACUUCACUAGACGAUAUGGAAUCAUUCAAACAUUAUUCUGAUGUAGCCUGGAAAGAUAUGAUUUCUUCAAACACUUUCGACAGAAAGAAGAGAGAUGAAGAAGACAAAUCAUGCGGUUGUCCAUGUGCCAAAGGACCGAACCACUGCCCACCAGGAGAGACUGGACCACCAGGACCACCAGGACUUCCAGGAGCUGAUGGAGAAGCUGGAAACCCAGGAAAAGACGGAAACGCUGGAUUUUCCUUGGUGUUCGAGGACGAGAAGCUUCCAUGCAUCAAGUGUCCAGCUGGAGAACCAGGAGCUCCAGGACCAGAUGGAGAACCAGGAGCCCCAGGACCUGUCGGUCAACCAGGAGCUCCAGGACCAGCUGGAAACCCAGGAGCACCAGGAGAGGCCGGACCAGAAGGAGAACCAGGAGAUGCUGGAGCACCAGGAGAGGCUGGAGCAUCAGGAGCAGAUGGAAAGAACGGAAGCCGUGGAGCAGGACUUCCAGGACCAGCUGGACCAGAAGGACCUGCAGGAGAGCCAGGAAAGGAUGGCCAAGAAGGAGUCCAUGGAGAAGUUGGAGCUGAUGGAAGUGAAGGAAUUCAAGGAGCGCCAGGAAAAGAUGGAGAGAAGGGAACUGAUGGAGUCGCAGGCCAAGAUGGUGCUCCAGGAGCUCCAGGACCAGAUGCUGCAUACUGCUCUUGUCCAGAAAGAACUAAGAUUGUGUUUGCCAGUGAAUCUCCAUAG